Cyprinodon variegatus (sheepshead minnow) is the source of this 2933-nucleotide messenger RNA. It is a transcript of the gene pfkfb2a, whose product is annotated as 6-phosphofructo-2-kinase/fructose-2,6-bisphosphatase 2-like. Gene Ontology annotation, biological process: fructose 2,6-bisphosphate metabolic process; fructose metabolic process. The transcript has 17 exons. The coding region runs from base 244 to 1920 and encodes 558 amino acids. Lineage: Eukaryota; Metazoa; Chordata; Actinopteri; Cyprinodontiformes; Cyprinodontidae. The record is from RefSeq and is a predicted model, not a curated record. Gene Ontology annotation, cellular component: cytosol. Gene Ontology annotation, molecular function: fructose-2,6-bisphosphate 2-phosphatase activity; ATP binding; 6-phosphofructo-2-kinase activity.
GAAAGGAGGCGGACCUGAAGCCGAGGGGGAAGAAGGGGAUGUCAGCGUAGCCGCUUCAGGUCAAAUAAUAGCAUCACUCACUAAAGUGGAGGACACCCCGGCACAAUUUACACUUUGGCUCGUCUUGAUGUAAUAUUAUGCCAGCAUCACGCUGCAUGUGACAUGUUACAGCACUUUUCCCCGUGACCAGAGAUCACUGUCCCUCCACCUGCUGUAACGUUGGGGCGCAGCUCAAGCCCAGUCAUGGCUGCCAGAAACCAGAAACCUCCUGCCGAUUUAAAAAGCUCAGCUGAAGCCAAAAGGACGGACCAAAAGAACAAUGAGAAGAAGUGCUCUUGGGCCUCCUAUAUGACCAAUUCUCCACUUAUGAUAGUGAUGAUUGGAUUACCUGCUAGGGGGAAAACCUACAUGUCUAAGAAGCUGACACGCUACCUCAACUGGAUCGGAGUUCCUACAAAGGUCUUUAAUCUGGGAGCUUACAGGAGAGAAGCAGUGCAGUCAUACAAGUCCUAUGAUUUCUUCAGACAUGACAAUGAAGAGGCGAUGGAAAUUAGAAAACAGUGCGCCUUGGUGGCACUGCAGGAUGUUAAGACCUAUCUGAAUGAGGAAGGAGGCCAGAUUGUUGUUUUCGAUGCCACAAACACAACCCGAGAAAGGAGGACACUCAUCCUUGAUUUUGCAAAGGAAAAUUCAUACAAGGUGUUUUUUGUGGAAUCAUUAUGCGAUGAUCCAGAUGUCAUUGCUGAAAACAUUCUGGAAGUAAAGGUGUCCAGCCCUGAUUACCCUGAACGGGACAGAGAAAGCGUCAUGGACGAUUUUCUAAAGAGAAUCGAAUGUUAUAAAGUGACCUACCAGCCUUUGGAUCCAGACGAACACGACAAGAACCUGUCCUUCAUCCAGGUCAUAAAUGUCGGUCGCCGUUUCCUGGUGAACAGGGUGCAGGAUUACAUCCAAAGUAAGAUAGUCUAUUAUCUGAUGAACAUCCAUGUCCACUCCCACUCCAUCUACCUUUGCCGGCACGGAGAGAGCCAGCACAAUCUGGAAGGACUCAUUGGAGGCGACUCUGGUCUGUCAGAGAGAGGAAAGAAGUUUGCUGUGGAGCUGAAAGCUUUUGUGAAAGAACACAAGCUGUCUGAUCUGAAAGUCUGGACCAGUCAGCUGAAGCGCACCAUUCAGACUGCAGAAGAGCUGGGUGUUCCCUAUGAGCAGUGGAAGAUUCUGAAUGAAAUUGAUGCUGGAGUGUGCGAGGAGAUGACCUAUGCUAUGAUUGAGAAGAAGUAUCCAGAAGAGUUUGCUAUGAGAGACCAGGACAAGUAUCAUUACCGAUACCCUGGUGGAGAGUCCUACCAAGACCUGGUCCAGCGUCUGGAGCCGGUUAUCAUGGAGCUGGAACGGCAAGGCAAUGUUCUGGUCAUCUGUCAUCAGGCUGUCAUGCGCUGUUUGCUCGCCUACUUCUUGGACAAGGGCGCAGACGAUUUACCCUACAUGAAAUGUCCCCUGCACACUGUCCUCAAACUCACCCCAGUGGCUUAUGGAUGUAAAGUGGAGAUGUUCGAUCUAAAAGUGGAAGCUGUUAACACUCACAGGGACAGACCUCUGACUUCAUUCUCCAUCCAUCCAUCCAUCCAACCAUCCAUCGAUUCAUCCAUCCAUCCAUCCAUCUCCAUACACGAAAACAAAGUGAAAACGAACACCAUGCCGGCACCUUUGUUCCGUAGGAACAGCUUCGAUCCGCUGUCCAGCCAAGACCAAAUUAAACGGCCGCGUCUGUUCAGCAUGGGAAGCCUCACACACUCACACAUGUUCCCUUCUUUCCCUGCCUCACUCUUUUCUGAUGUGUCUGAGGGAGCUGAACUGCUGCAAAAUGAGGACCCUGUGAAUGGCUGUAGCACUCCAGAUACAGAAGAAAAAAACACAUAAGGAGGUAGUUUCAUCUAAUCUACCUCAAGAAACACCCGUCUCCUUCACAUCAGCGUUUCCAUGCCUUCCUUCUACCAACCAAGGCUGGUUCCUGUGUGAAUGUCCAAGUUUCGUGGAUCAUCGGUUAAAUUUUCAGCUUUCAUAUUCCUCUCCUGUAUUAAGAGCAUGUAUUUGUUGAGUUAAACCUUUGUGUUAUUUUGGGUGUGUUUGUUUAAGCAUGGUUUUGCACAUAUAUGUACGAGCUCACAGCUUCUGAAUGAUAUUUUAUCUGCACUGUGAUCGUGCCAAAUGCGCAAAAAGAUUUUUAGACUAAACUUGGAAUGUCAUAAUCUUUAACUGAGUCAGUAUAAAAGAGAAGAAAAGGGCCUCUGCAGAAACAGCCUUGAUUUGUCCUCUGAUAGCUUUUCUAUUUUAACUUUCAUUUGUAAACAUUCCAUUGCAUUGUGUAUCCUUCCUUAUUGUAAUCUGACUGUGAAGUAAUUAUUCUCUUUUAACCGUGAUUGAAGCUCAUGCAGCUGCUUUUGUUAGAUUCAGCACACAGACACAAGCUCUAAAAAAGGAUUAAACACUGUCUGGCCCUUUAAAAGUGCAAGAGGUACUUUAACUUUGCUUUAGUCAGAAAACAAUUCAGUUAUUUCUAUCUGUGUUGUGUUUGAAUGUAUCCUUCAUUUUAUAUUAAGACUCCAAAGAUAUAAACCCUUUCAGAGACUUCAGAUUGAUUCAAAGAAGUGUCAAAAUGUUCAUUAAUGCUGGAGUUUUGUUGAUGUUUGUAAAUUCCAUUUUGCAGCAAAUCUGUAAAUUGAAACAGUGCCUUUAUUUAGAGUAAGAGUCUGUUAAGAAUAGCAAUUACUUGGACUUAAAGGUCUACAAUUAGCUAAAUUGAAUUUAUGAAUGAAAACAAUAGUAAUAUAUUUGUUAAUUUUUAAAAAGAGCUUUAAAUUUUGCACACAAUUAUUUAAAAAAAAAGGGGAAUUUUAUUGUAAUUGCAAACUGACUGCCGAUUUUGAAAUAAA